GUGGGAAUAGUCUUAUUCAACCGUCAGGGUAGGUCCUUUGGCCGCACUACGUGACUAUAUUUCAAAGCUUUGGAAACAUACCAUACCUCAUUGUGAUCAGAUUAUGAGUAGAGUACAACGUUCUCGAGACCAGUAACAUUAUUGUCGGCGAGUAUCGAAUAGCCGAGACAUCGGUCUGUACACAGUCAUUUUCGCCUCUUAAACCUUUGAAAAUGAGCAGUGACGUCGUUGCGACGACUAUAAUAUCGAUAUCAAGUGGUAUGCCUAUGGCUAGUCAAAAACCGCUAACAUGUUUAUGGCAGUCUCCCUGGCGCAUCGGUGAUCCUCUCUCGGAUACGAUCAGGCCGUGGGCAACUAGUUGCCUUGAAGCAAAGAAGCUAUGAAAUCUGAGUGAGAAGCUUGUUGGCCAGGAAUUUUGCUUACUAGCUUCUGUAAGCAUGUAUGGGACCUGUGUUCUCUACCUCGGCAUCUCGGAGUAUCUCUAGCAUAUGACGUAGGGUAAGGCGUAGCCGACACUUAUCAAUCAAAUCAAUCAGUUCACUAAUCGACAGACGAACUGAGUACCAGAGUAGAGCCUUGAUCUAAAAAAU
This is a messenger RNA of Aspergillus ruber CBS 135680, 590 nucleotides long. RefSeq lists its product as uncharacterized. The record is from RefSeq and is a predicted model, not a curated record. NCBI's taxonomy places the organism in Eukaryota, Fungi, Ascomycota, Eurotiomycetes, Eurotiales, Aspergillaceae. Bases 213 to 383 code for a protein of 56 amino acids. The transcript has a single exon.